AUGGCACCACGACGUUUCCCCGGUGAAGAUGUGGACACCGCGCCCUUGGGCCAGCCUCUGCAUUUCGAAUUCAGUGGCAAGACGGCAUCGAACCGCUUCAUGAAGGGUGCCAUGACGGAGAGGCUGUCAACUUGGGACCCAAAAGACCUCCCUAAGCGUGGUGUGCCGACGAAGGAGCUCAUAAAUGUUUACCGAAGAUGGGGAGAAGGUGGCUUUGGAGUGAUUUUGACAGGAAACACCAUGUUCGAGUACGACCAGCUCGAAGCCGCCGGAAACCCCAUCAUCCCUCGCGAUGCACCCUUCUCGGGACCACGAUUCGAGGCUUUCAAGGAGAUGGCGUCCCAGUCAAAGGCACACGGCAGCCUGGCAGUCUGUCAAUUAUCCCACCCUGGCCGCCAGGUUGCUGCCAAUAUCCAAUCUCAUCCGAUAUCCGCCAGCGAUAUUCAGUUGGAAGGCGAUGUCAUGGGGAUGACAUUUGCGAAGCCCCGUGCUAUGGAGAAGGCAGACAUAGAAGCUGUCAUCGACGGUUUUGCUCAUGCCGCCGAGUACUGCUACAAAGCCGGGUUCGACGGAAUACAGCUUCACGGAGCGCAUGGUUACCUCCUCGCACAAUUCUUGGCACCGUCCACGAACAAGCGAACCGACAACUAUGGGGGCUCGCUCAUGAACCGAGCGCGCCUGAUCUUUGAGAUCUCAGACGAGAUUCAAAAGCGGGUCAACGACAAGAAGUUCAUUGUCAGCAUUAAGGUCAACAGUGUCGAGUUUCAGGACGGCGGCUUCUCCCCUGAGGACUGCCGCGACCUUUGUGUCGAGCUAGAAAGGCACAACUUUGACUUCGUUGAGCUCUCGGGCGGUACCUACCAGGCGUUGGGCUUCUCGCACAAGCGGGAAUCAACCAAGAAGCGAGAGGCCUUCUUCCUUGAGUUUGCCGACAUGAUUGUGCCACAGCUGAGCAAGACGAAGGCCUACGUGACGGGUGGGCUGCGCACUGCUGGAGCCAUGGUCGACGCACUCAAGAGCGUCCACGGUGUCGGCCUUGCACGACCAGUGUGCCACGAGUUUGACUUGCCGAAGAAGAUGCUCGAAGGCAAGGUCAAGAGCGCCAUUGAUUACAAGAUCGACGAAUCAGAUUUCGGAGCGACCAACGUCGCUGCGGGAACACAGAUCCGUCUGGUAGGGCAGGACAAGGAGCCCCUGGACUUGAGCGAUGACAAGUACUAUGACAUUUUCAUGAACUCAAUGCAGAAAUGGGGUGGUGAGAUGGGCGAGAACAAGGACAACUCCAAGUACGGGUAUGUCGAUAUCGAAGGCACGAAGCUGGAGCCAUUCGGAACAGCCUACGGCAGUUCUUGA
Anthostomella pinea is the source of this 1353-nucleotide messenger RNA. NCBI's taxonomy places the organism in Eukaryota, Fungi, Ascomycota, Sordariomycetes, Xylariales, Xylariaceae. The record is from the annotation of a GenBank genome assembly.